Messenger RNA from Fusarium tjaetaba, 1860 nucleotides. RefSeq names its product beta-fructofuranosidase. Gene Ontology annotation, biological process: sucrose catabolic process. The record is from RefSeq and is a predicted model, not a curated record. Lineage: Eukaryota; Fungi; Ascomycota; Sordariomycetes; Hypocreales; Nectriaceae. Gene Ontology annotation, molecular function: sucrose alpha-glucosidase activity. The transcript has 2 exons. The coding region runs from base 1 to 1860 and encodes 619 amino acids.
AUGAAGUUCUCACUCUUCUUGACGGCUGGCUCUCUUGCCUGGGCCAAGCCAUCGACUCCAAAGCUUGACUAUAACCGCGCUCCCCCAAAUCUCAGCACUCUGGCCAAUCUGACCAUCUACAACACAUGGCGUCCUCGAGCUCACGUACUCCCCCCUACUGGACAGAUUGGAGAUCCUUGCAUGCACUACACUGACCCCAAGACUGGACUCUUCCAUGUUGGAUAUCUCCAUGAGGGUGCUUCGGGCGCUACGACGGAUGAUCUCGUGACAUAUCGAGAUCUCAACCCCGGAGGCGCUCCUUUCAUUCGGACAGGAGGUCUAAAUGAUCCUGUGGCAGUCUUUGACGGAUCCGUUAUACCCAAGGGCAUCAAUGGCACGCCUACACUCUUCUACACCUCUGUAUCUUACCUCCCCAUCCAUUGGACCAUCAACUACACCCGCGGUAGUGAGACGCAGUCCCUCGCUGUGUCAAAGGAUGGAGGCCGCAACUUCACCAAGCUACGACAGGGCCCUGCGAUCUCAGCACCUCCUUUUGCUCUCAACGUGACGGCCUUCCGUGAUCCCUUCGUUUUCCAGAACGAAGAUCUUGACAGCCUUCUGGAAAGCGAGUCAGGGACUUGGUACAGCGUCAUUUCUGGUGGUGUCCAUCAAAAGGGCCCUAGUAUGUUCCUCUAUCGUCAGCACGACCCCGAGUUUCAGUAUUGGGAGUAUCUCGGCGAGUGGUGGCAUGAGAAGGCCAACACCACAUGGGGUGAUGGUCUCUGGGCAGGACGUUACGGUUUCAACUUUGAAGUUGCCAAUGUCUUCAGUAUUGAUGAAAAGGGGUAUAACUCUGAGGGCGAGACAUUCAUCACCUUUGGAGCAGAGUGGCAGGAAAAGCCAAUUGUUCCUCAGGUUUCGUCUUUCCGCGACAUGCUUUGGGCUGCAGGAAACAUAUCCCUGGAUAACGGGAAGCCAAAGUUUACUCCUUCGAUGGUUGGCAAGCUUGACUGGGGACGAUCUGCUUACGCCGCGGCUGGCAAAUACCUCCCUUCGGACUCAAAGGCAUCGUCCAAGAGCGGUGCUCCAGAUCGAUUCAUCAGCUACCUCUGGCUUACUGGGGAUUACUACGGCGAUCUCAAGUAUUUCCCUACUCCCCAGCAGAAUUGGACUGGGUCUCUUCUCCUCCCCAGAGAGCUUACAGUCGGCAAGAUCAGCAACGUCGUCGAUAAUGAGCUUUCACGCGAAGAAGGAUCCUGGCGUGUUGAGAGAAACGAGUCGGGUGUUUUGGAACUUGCUACUCUAAAGCAGGUCAUUGCUCGGGAGCCUAUGGCUGCAUUCACAAAGAAGACGUCUUUUGUUGAACCGGGCCGAAACAUCAGCAAGGCUGGAUCAACUACAUUCGACCGUAACCCAGAGUCCAAGUUUUACGUCCUCAAGAGCUCUAUCUCAUUCCCCAAAUCUGCCCGCGGCUCGGACCUCAAGGCUGGUUUCCAGAUUCUGGCUUCUGAAAAGGAGUCCACCACUAUUUACUACCAGUUCUCCAACGAAUCUAUCAUCAUAGAUCGCAGCAACACUAGUGCUGCAGCCCUUACAACUAGCGACAUUGACGCCCGUCCUGAAGCUGGUCGACUCCGUCUUUUUGACGUUCUGGUUGAUGAUGAGGAGAAGAUUGAGACACUUGAUCUUACUAUUGUCGUGGAUAAUGCCAUCGUUGAGGUCCAUGCCAACGAUCGAUUUGGAGUUGCCACCUGGGCUCGUUCUUGGUAUGCCGAUUCGACCGACAUUCGCUUCUUCCAUCAAGGAAGUGGCGAGGUGUCUUUCAGCAAUGUGACGAUCUAUGAGGGUCUUGCGGAUGCUUGGCCCGAGAGAAAGCGAUAG